Molecule: messenger RNA, 510 nt
Organism: Verticillium dahliae VdLs.17
Lineage: Eukaryota; Fungi; Ascomycota; Sordariomycetes; Glomerellales; Plectosphaerellaceae
Exons: 2
Coding region: 1-510 (169 amino acids)
Source: RefSeq, a predicted model, not a curated record
AUGGCUGAUUCCAGGAGUCAUUUGGCGUGUCCCCGCGAAAGAAGGGGCCUUGCUGGGGAUAAGGCAGCGAGAUACGCCCGCGCCUGGGUAGAAUCAUUGAGGGUCAGCAAAGGCCAAUCAUUUGAUCUGAUAUGUAACGCUGCGUCGUCCAUGGCCCCCGGCCCCCUGUUUAAUAAACGAGUGCUGUCAUACUGCCAUCAUCAGGCCGUGUUGGACGAACGGCGGCAGCGCAGUGAGGUGGCGGAGGCACAGAGGACGCGUCAGAAGAUCACCACUGAUAAACGGAGCUUGCUCGACAGCGUAAAUAGGGCAACGGAAGUGAGAAAUCUGCCGCACGUGGAAUCCGCGCCACCAGCGCGCGGCCAGGCCGUUUCCCUAUGCCCCCCCCGAACUAGUACGGCCUUCCACUGUUGCGGUGAGAGUUUCGGCCUUCGUCCCGGCACGUGGACGUUCAGCUUUGCUUUGAUACCGCCGAGCACAGGCUCGGAGUUCCACUUGCGCACGAUGUGA